Molecule: messenger RNA, 3134 nt
Organism: Corythoichthys intestinalis (scribbled pipefish)
Lineage: Eukaryota; Metazoa; Chordata; Actinopteri; Syngnathiformes; Syngnathidae
Gene: txnrd3
Product: thioredoxin reductase 3
Exons: 16
Coding region: 210-2012 (600 amino acids)
Biological process (GO): glutathione metabolic process; cellular response to oxidative stress; cell redox homeostasis
Cellular component (GO): cytosol; mitochondrion
Molecular function (GO): flavin adenine dinucleotide binding; glutathione-disulfide reductase (NADPH) activity; thioredoxin-disulfide reductase (NADPH) activity
Source: RefSeq, a predicted model, not a curated record
UGAGCAUAAAGCAUUGGGAUCGACGUUAGCGUAUUCAGGCGCGGUCUGAGGCAGAUGCCAGUUAUUGUACGGGAAGGUUAGCAGGCGGUCGCUUUGUUACUGUAGUAUUUUGAAGGAAAGCCAACGAAUCAACUGGAUUUAGCUUUACUUUUCAUUCGUGCACACCAGCCGCCCACUGAAGGCUUGGACGGAAAUACUUCACCUUAAAAAUGCCUCCUAUCGACAGUGAAACCGGGAAGAAUGAACUUAAAACUCGAAUACAAUCCCUUAUUGACUCAAACCAAGUGGUGGUCUUCAGCAAAAGUUACUGUCCAUAUUGCGUGACGGUUAAAGACUUGUUCAAAGAACUCAAAGUGGAGUGUAAUGUGGUGGAACUAGAUCUCAUGGAGGAUGGUAUCAAUUAUCAGGAGAUGCUACUUGAGAUGACUGGACAAAAAAGUGUGCCUAAUGUCUUUAUCAACAAAACCCAUGUUGGUGGCUGUGACAAGACAAUGCAGGCCCAUAAAGAUGGCAGAUUGCAUCAGUUACUGAAUGGAGAAACUGAAACCUAUGACUAUGACCUUAUUGUCAUUGGAGGAGGUUCUGGAGGACUGGCCUGUUCAAAGGAAGCUGCAAAUUUGGGGAAAAAGGUCAUGGUUUUGGACUAUGUUGUUCCCACGCCAAAAGGAACCACAUGGGGUCUAGGUGGAACGUGUGUGAAUGUCGGCUGCAUUCCCAAGAAAUUGAUGCAUCAGACUGCCUUGCUGGGUACUGCCAUGCAAGAUGCACGAAGGUUUGGCUGGGAAUUCGAUGAAACUGUCAAACACAACUGGGAGAAGAUGAAGACUGCAGUUAAUGACUACAUUGGCUCACUCAACUGGGGCUACAGGGUAGCACUGAGGGACAAGAAUGUCAACUAUGUCAAUGCUUAUGCAGAAUUUGUUGAACCUCACAAGAUCAAGGCAGUAAACAAACGAGGGAAGGAGACAUUUUACACAGCAGCUAAGUUUGUCCUGGCUACAGGUGAACGACCACGUUACCUAGGUGUACCUGGAGACAAAGAAUACUGCAUCACAAGUGAUGAUCUCUUUUCCUUGCCAUACUGCCCUGGGAAGACCCUGGUGAUCGGUGCAUCAUAUGUAGCCUUGGAAUGUGGAGGCUUCCUUGCUGGACUGGGUCUUGAUGUCACCGUCAUGGUGCGCUCUAUUUUGCUGAGAGGCUUUGACCAGGAAAUGGCAGACCGUGCUGGCGAAUACAUGGAGGAACAUGGUAUCAAAUUCAUCCGUAAAUUUGUCCCUGUAAAUAUAGAGGAGUUGGAAGCAGGCAGCCCUGGCAGGUUGAAGGUGACUGCUAAGUCCACAGAAAAUGAUGAGGUCAUUGAGGGAGAGUACAACACUGUGUUAAUUGCUGUGGGCCGAGACGCAUGCACUGACAAGAUUGGCCUAGACAAGAUUGGGGUCAAAGUUAACCCAAAGAAUGGGAAAAUUCCUGUCAAUGAUGAAGAGCAAACUAACGUGCCCCACAUCCACGCCAUCGGAGACAUCCUGGAGGGCAAGUGGGAGCUAACUCCUGUUGCUAUUCAGGCCGGAAAGUUGCUGGCACGCCGUCUUUAUGGGGGUUCAACACUCAAGUGUGAUUACAUCAAUGUCCCCACCACUGUCUUCACACCACUCGAGUACGGCUCCUGUGGUCUGUCUGAGGAGAGAGCCGUAGAGUUGUAUGGGCAGGAAAACCUUGAGGUAUACCACAGUCUCUUCUGGCCUUUGGAGUUCACAGUGCCGGGCAGGGACAACAACAAAUGUUAUGCCAAAAUCAUCUGCAAUAAAUUGGACAACGACCGAGUGAUUGGCUUCCAUUACCUGGGUCCCAAUGCAGGAGAGGUAACCCAAGGCUUUGGUGCAGCCAUGAAAUGUGGUGCGACCAAAGAGCAGCUGGACGGCACCAUUGGCAUCCACCCAACUUGUGCUGAGGUCUUCACGACUUUGGAUGUAACCAAAAGUUCAGGAGGUGACAUCACCCAGGCUGGCUGCUGAGGUUAAACCCUGCUCGUUUAGCAGAAUGCUUUCAUCUAGUUCACCAAGCCAUCUUCUCUUAGCUUCCAAGAAACCUCCACCUUCGAUUCCAGCUGUUCACUUUAGUGAACAGUUGUUUCUCAGGAUAAAUUGUACAAAGCGGCCAGCAUCUAAAAAGUACAGGUGCUCAUUUUUGGUUUAAUGAGAGCUAAGACAAUCUGUUUGAUGCUAAUUUGAUAUGAGGGCAUUCUGCUAAACAGCGGGGUUACUCUGCUGAAAAACUACUGGGCUCCAUUUGUGUCCUUCUUUGAGGAGCAACGGUGUACACAUCACUCGCAAUGUGUUUGUGUGUGCCUGAGCUGUUAUUGAUGUCCCUGCCUGUAACCCAAAAUGCUUUGGUGGGCAGGGAUUGAUGCCCCUCUUCAGAAGUACCUGGUGAUGUCCCAACCCCUACGUCCAACACCCGUUUCACCCCAGUACAAUUAUGUCAUCUGAGAGUAAUGAACCAAAUGGGCAAGCAGCAUAGAUUUCAUUGUGUAAUCCCUUUGAGCUUGACUGAUUCCCCAAACCAGAGGAGCUAGAUUAGGGAUUGACAUGACUGGUAAAAUUAAACGUGCUAGAAUCAGUCAAAGGCUGCGGCAUAAUUAACACCCACCCUGACACCAUGAAUUAAUCAUCAAAAUAACCCAUUCUCCCAAAUUGGGAAAUCUAACUUGUACGUACAGAACUGUACUGAAUGUCGUCUGAACUUCAUACUGAGUGCAUUUGCUCAUUUCAUCUUCCUACAUUGCCAUAUAUUUGUAUACCACAACUUUCCAGUUGUUUUGCAUUUCCAGUGCAAUACAAAAAAAAAUGUACAAAAAAAACACGUUUGCCCUACCCUGUCUGUAUAAUUACAUCUAAUCACAAAUUAAUGCGAUAUAAAUUGGAACAAUUCACUGGAUGCUGUUUGUACAGUUUAAUAUUUGUCUUGGUGUGCCCAAUUAUUGUAAAGAUCAUGUAACAGAUGUAUCAAAUAUUCUGUGGUGAUUUCCUAAAUCUUUUGAGCUUCUGGGGGGGUUUGUUUCUUUAUAUAUAUUUUUCUGUCUCAGGACACUCAAGCGUAUCUUUCAAGAAAAAUAAAGUACCUUUUUUUUUGUCAAA